Molecule: messenger RNA, 1696 nt
Organism: Cheilinus undulatus (humphead wrasse)
Lineage: Eukaryota; Metazoa; Chordata; Actinopteri; Labriformes; Labridae
Gene: oaz1b
Product: ornithine decarboxylase antizyme 1b
Biological process (GO): positive regulation of protein catabolic process
Cellular component (GO): nucleus; cytoplasm
Molecular function (GO): ornithine decarboxylase inhibitor activity
Source: RefSeq, a predicted model, not a curated record
GAACCUCCGACCGACCACUACCCAGCAGAGCAGAGCAGAGAGCAGUCAGCCCGUCGUGUCUCUAUCCGAGGCCGGAUGGUAAAAUCCAACCUCCAGCGGAUCCUAAACAGUCAUUGCUUUGCUCGCGAGAAAGAAGGAAAACAACAGUCUUAUACUACCAUGGCAGAUUUGAGUAGUGGUAUCUGUGACAUGAUUGGGAACUUGUCCCUGCACUGUAGUAGUACCCGUGGCCCGGGGCCUCUGUGGUGCUCCGAUGCCCCUCUCCCACCCCUGAAGAUCCCAGGUGGGCGAGGGAAUGGCACACGGGAUCACACUCCUUCAGCUCGGCAACUCUACUCAGACCGAAAGUUGACUGUAACGGAGGAGCCAGCGGGGAAUGGUCGCCCUGGGAUACUCCACUUCCUAAGUCGUCCUACCAUCACCAAGACGAUACAGUGGGAUGCUGUAUUGAGCAGCAGCGCACUUUACGUGGAGAUACCUCUUGACCCUCUUCCUGAAGGCAGUAAGGAGAGCUUUGCAGCUCUCUUGGAGUAUGCUGAAGAACAUCUGAAAGUCGUUAGCGUGUUUGUCUGCUUCUACAAGAACAGAGAUGAUCGUGCUAAACUGGUGCGUACAUUCAGUUUCCUGGGCUUUGAGAUUGUGAAACCGGGCCAUACCCUCGUCCCCCCUCGACCCGACGUUUUCUUCAUGGCCUACAAUUUUGACCGGGACUCCUCGGAUGAGGAAUAACCCUCUGGAUAGCCCCUCCAUUCCCAUGCUUACUCCCCUUCUCACCUCUCAUUCUUCGUUUGUUGAUCCCGUCCCAGCUUAAAUACUCACAUCCGUCUGUGUUAAACUUCUCCCUCUGUAUGCAAUUAUUUAUUUCCUCAUGCAUUCUGAAGGGAAUAUCUAAGUUGUGUAUCUCCAGUUUCCACCAUCUAUAUUUGUGUGUUGUUAUUCUGUUUUCAUGGAUUAAUUAAUGCUGUCACCUAUAAACGAGGGAAGAUUUAGUUCUUUAAAUUUCCUGUCAUUUUGCAGUUGUCAUAGCGAUAAGUUCAUGUCAUGCAUCAUUUCCAUCCUCAACUCUUUGUGUUUUUAUCGAUACUUCCUUUUAUGAUAGAUUAAGGUGGAGGAUUUUUCGUUUGUUGAAUGUACAACAAAAAGGUCAUCAGGUUUACACUCGGGUACUCCAGCUUUCUUUUAAUUGGCAAAAUAAUGAAAGUCGUCCCAUGUUUUCUUUCUGUCUGAAUUGAAUAACAAAUGCAAUUCAGUGGGACCAGUUUUAUUUUGUAGCACUAAUACCCUCUUUAAAGUAUUAGUAUUUUUAAAGGUUACUCUUGAGCAACAGCCCCAAUAAUUGGUACUUGAUAGCUGAAUAGUGAAUCCAUUUAGAGUAGAGGUGGAGUGAAAACGGAUGCUGUUGCACACGUCUGAUACAGACGCUUCAGUCUCAGUUAAAGAUCCAACAGUUAAUUGGUACAAAGCGAAAGGAAAGAUAAUAAUCCAAAGUGCUUUGCUUUUUUCCUGCCAUGUAUAUCGGACAAUAUUGUAGUAGUUUGAUUUGGAGGUUGAAAAAUGCUGUGAUGUUAUGAUUGGAUUUUUUUGUUUUAUUCUUUGGAUUAGCAUUCCUUUAACUUUUGAAGAUAGUAUUACGUUGUUUGUUCACCUGCAUAGUGGUACCUGUUGUGCUCUGUGAUAAUAAAACAAACAAAAAAAA